Messenger RNA from Hypoxylon fragiforme, 1239 nucleotides. Its product is annotated as membrane bound O-acyl transferase family-domain-containing protein. NCBI's taxonomy places the organism in Eukaryota, Fungi, Ascomycota, Sordariomycetes, Xylariales, Hypoxylaceae. The record is from RefSeq and is a predicted model, not a curated record. The transcript is spliced from 3 exons. Gene Ontology annotation, biological process: lipid metabolic process. The coding region runs from base 1 to 1239 and encodes 412 amino acids.
AUGGAUUACCACCCCUUAUUCGACCUCACCAGCGUAUUCCUACUAAUCGUCAUCACCGCCGGAUUUACACCCCCCUCCUCGUUCCUACGCAUAGCGUGUCUGCCCGUCUUAACCUGCUUAACAUGGCAUUGCGUCUCGCGCUGCCCUGAUUACUUCGCCCGAAGCUCUUGGGCGUCAGCUGUGGGCGGGUACACGACCUCUUCGCUCCUGCACUACGUAGACGUCGUGCUGCUCAACCGCUGGAGCUUCGACGCUCAGGGGCCUGCGAAAAAUGGCCUACUAGUCAGGGGGGCAUCGCGGGUUAGCGGUGGUAGUGCAGAGCCGCAGCCAAGAGCAGCACAACCCUCUUAUCCACCACCAGGUGCUAAAGCUCGUUUGAUGUUCGGCGUAUCAGUCUUCUUCUCAUGGCGCUUCAUCAACACCCCGUACCAGGUCCGGAACGUGCCCACAUUAGACGCGAAGCUGCAUUCUCGUCGGCGUUUCCUGCUGGACACAGGAUUGACAAUCAUCGUCUGCUACCUGAUCCUCGAUGCUAUGAACUCCUCGCAGAAUGACGAUUACAUGGCUGAAGAGUUCUAUUCGCUUGAUAAAAUCGGCCUAUUCUCCAGGAUCCGGGAAGUGACGCUGCGGGAACUCGUAAUGAGAUUCUUCGCUGCCGUAGGGCUUGGCGCUGGCCUCGUAUCCUUCCAGCGCGGAGUCUACUCGAUCGCGGCAUUCGUCUGUGUAGCGGCGCGUCUAAGCUCCCCGCUAGACUGGCCGCCCUUCAAUGGGCCCAUCUCGAGGAUAUCCAGCCUGCGGUACUUUUGGAGCAUAUUCUGGCACCAAAUCAACAGCCAUCGGCUUGACGCUAUGGCGAACUACGUGAUACACGACGUUUGCCGGCUUCGGAGAGGUGGUAGGCCAGCUCGGUACAUCCGCCCCUGCAUGAUAUUCCUCAUAUCCGGCCUCUGGCACGUCGUCAUAGACGUUUCCUCAGGGAUUUCAAUGCAAGACUCUGGGGCACUUCCCUUCUUCCUGAUCCAACCACUCGGGAUUUUUAUCGAAGACUUGGUCAGGUCAAGAGGUCUUACUAAGGCAUUCCCGUCAGUCGUACAGAGCUGUUUUGGCUUCCUCUGGGUGGGUCUGUGGAUGGCGUGGACGGCACCCGCGUACUUGUAUCCUAUCAUCAACGCAAGUAAGCCCGGUGAUGGGGUUGUGCCUUUCAGUAUCAUUGGCUACGUUAAAGGGAGACUUGAGUGA